Molecule: messenger RNA, 2400 nt
Organism: Neopsephotus bourkii (Bourke's parrot)
Lineage: Eukaryota; Metazoa; Chordata; Aves; Psittaciformes; Psittacidae
Gene: GAS1
Product: growth arrest specific 1
Exons: 1
Coding region: 33-995 (320 amino acids)
Biological process (GO): negative regulation of mitotic cell cycle
Source: RefSeq, a predicted model, not a curated record
CCUCUCGCCUACGGCAGCCGCCGCCGCCAGCUAUGGUGGCCCGCUCGUCUGCUCAGCACGGAGGCAGCGGCGGGGGCCGCUGGCCGCGGCCGGCCGCCUGGCUCUGGCUGGCGGCGGCGCUGGGCUCUGUGUGCCCGCCGCGGGGCUCGCUGGUGCAGGGCCGGCGGCUGAUCUGCUGGCAGGCGGUGCUGCAGUGUCAGGGGGAGCCCGAGUGCAGCUACGCUUACAACCAGUACGCCGAGGCGUGCGCCCCAGUGCUUCUGCAGCAGCCGCCGGCGGGCGGCGGGGCCGGGCCGGCGGGCGCUGCAGGCGCCUCGGCCUCCUCCAGGCGGCGGUGCCCCAGCCAUUGUAUCGCGGCCCUCAUCCAGCUCAAUCACACCCGGCGCGGCCCGGCGCUGGAGGACUGCGACUGCGCGCAGGACGAGAACUGCCGCGCCACCAAGCGCGCCAUCGAGCCGUGCCUGCCCCGCACCAGCAGCCCUUCUGCCGGUGGCCCCGGUCCCGGCCCCGGCGUCAUGGGCUGCACAGAGGCGCGGCGGCGCUGUGACUGGGACAGCCGCUGCAGCCUGGCUCUCAACCGCUACAUGACCUACUGCGGGAAGCUGUUCAAUGGGCUGCGCUGCACGCCCGAGUGCCGUGCCGUUAUCGAGGACAUGCUGGCCGUGCCUAAAGCCGUGCUGCUCAACGACUGCGUCUGCGACGGGCUGGAGCGGCCCAUCUGUGAGUCGGUCAAGGAGAACAUGGCCCGCCUCUGCUUCGGCGCGGACAUGGGCGGCAACGGCGCCGGCAGCAGCGGCGGCUCGGACGGGGGCCUGGAGGAGUACUACGACGAGGACUACGAGGAGGAGCCGAGCCAGAAGGGGAGGGACGACACGGAGGACAAUGCGGGCUCUGAGCCCGGUUUCCCCGUGCAGGCGGAUAGCGCCGGCCGGCCUGCGGCAGUGGUCUGGCUACUGCUGGCCUCCAUCUUGAUGCCGCUGCUGCCGCGGCUCUAGCGGCUCUCCCUGCCUCCCUCCGGCGCCGGGCCGCGCUGGCCGCCUCGCCGCGGCAGGGGGACAGCCGGCGGGGUCCUCCGGGCCGCUCAGUUUAAAGGCUCUAACCGUUAAUCUGCCGACCGUUAGGCCGGGCCCUCCCCUCUCUGCACACACACUGUCCUCUGGCCCCCCGCGUCGCUCCGAAAGCGGAGGCUCCCCCUCUGCCGCCGUGCCUGCCCGAAACGCUCGCCCGCACUCUCCCACCGCCCCGGCUGCCCCAGCAGUGGGAGGUGCCGCGGCCUUGCGAGCUGGCAGCCGGGGCGAUGUGGAGCGGGAGGUGACGGGCUGCUGUUGUUUCGGGUGUUGGUCUGGAGUGUGCACUAUGCAAUUGCUGCCACUUUGCCUUCAAGUUAGCAGCGAGCGGAGCGGGCUGUCGGGGAGUCUGCUAGCGAGGCUUCUGCCGGCUCCCCGCUGCCGCCAGCCGGAGCAGCCACCAGUAACGGCAUGGUGGUGGUGGUUUUCUGUAAGCGUUUUGACAUGAAGGUUAGAAGUGAGCUACCCAAACUUGCUGCCAAAGCUGUUGCCGUACUGGUCAGUCAACAACUUGACUAUAAUUUGCCAGGGCUCGCUCUUGGUGAUGCUGUGGUGCCCGAAAGGGGCUUUAACGCGGCAUCUGCCAAUUUUUACAGGAAAUAGCAGACUGAAUAAAUUCUGUGGUUUACAGCACUCCCUCUUGCACACAUAUCUGCCCUAUAACAAAAAGCGUGCCAGCAGCCGUCUCUUCCUCUUUAACCUAAAAAAAAAAAAAGUUUUAUUUCAGAGCUGUUGGCUAUACUGAACAAUGCAACUUUUGUUUUAAAAGAGCUCUGCACUGCCAUCUUUGAAAGACACUUUUAAACUCGAGAACAUGUAUGUACAAAUAUCCUGAAAAGUUAUAUUGCCUCUCAUCAUAUCAGGGUGCUGACCGCUGGUAAAUCUUAUAUAAGAAAUGUAUUUAAAACUGGGAUUUGUUACCAGUUGCUCUUCUUAGUAUGUACAAUUUUAUAAAUUGUAUGCUUUUGGGGAUAAUUUAUUUAAGAAAAAUAAUAAAAGUUUUAAAUUCACAUCGUAUUUACCAGAUAAUUGCAUUUGCUAUUCUUUUCUGGAAAGGUACAGAUUUCAUUUUAUGUUUAAAGGGAUACCAGCUUUUGUGAUUCAGUGAAGUAUUCUCUAGAACAUCAAGUGUACAGUGUAUUUUACAGAUUGGAAUUUAACUUUCUUAUUUGGAGAGACUUUAUGAACGUUGUAGAAUUGUGUAAGCGCAUUUCUGAGCUGCCUUAAACCUUGUAUUUUUUAUAGGAGGCAUAAAAAAGGCCUGUGUUUUAAAUAUGUACGGCUUUUUGUAUUUUCUAAAUGUGUAAAUUAGUAAAGAAAGAGCUUUAAAUAA